Molecule: messenger RNA, 4554 nt
Organism: Trichobilharzia regenti
Lineage: Eukaryota; Metazoa; Platyhelminthes; Trematoda; Strigeidida; Schistosomatidae
Source: the annotation of a GenBank genome assembly
UAAUAAUAAUAAUAAUAACAAAUUGUAAGGCGAACAACUUUCAAGAUCUCAUUAUACAUUUGAAACAUGUCGGAUGGAAACUUUGAAUUAUCAGAAUCUCAAGGAAAUACGCUAUCACCCUCUGACCCAAAUGAAGAGACAUCGAAAGUGAAACCGCUUGGUGUAAAUAAUAAAACUCUGUCAAGGUAUUUCGAUAAAAUGCUAGACACGUUAAUCAAUAAAACUGAAAACAAAAAGAUGCUAGAAGAAACUGUUUCAACUCCGAAUGAAAAUGGAAGCGAAAGCCAAUCACCUAAAGAACAAGGACAUGAAGAAACUGGUAAUGAAAAUGGCGUCGGUGUCCUAAGCGGUAGUGGUACUACCAACGGCGUAGACAAACAAAUAACAAUUGAUCCAAUAAGUACUGGUCUAAUUACCAAUAAUGAUCAUGAUGUGACUGUGAAUAAAACCAAUUCUCAAAAUUACGAUGACGAAAGUGAGAAUCAAACCGGUCAAAGGAAUCGAAGUUACACAGUGAAUAUACCCGAUGAGAAACUAAUAAAUAUGCAUGAAAAUCUUUCUAGUAGUUGUUCACAGUUGACUAUGUCUCCACCAUUAUCACUGGGUGAUGAAGUGAAUUCACCUGGAUUGGCUGCAUCGACAGAUGAUCUGCUUAGCUUAGAUCAAUAUGAUCCAUAUGAACAGAGGACAAAAAAUCUAUCAGUCAACGAAUCCCUUGCAUCAUCUUGUUUAAAUAUUAUAUCACAGAAUCAAGAUGGUAGUGAACGAACACGGAAUGAUUCUACUCUAGAAAGAUGGUUAUCUCAGUCAGAGUUAUUGAAACCGGUUACAAAAUUAAAAAAUCCAUUUCCACGAGAUGGUUAUUUUUGGUCAGUUGCACUGUUCAUUAAACUUGGUCGUAGAUUAAUACCAUUGAAUUCUAAAGGCAGAAGUGAUCCUUAUGUGAAAAUUAAGCAUACAGGAAGUGUGUUAGCCAGAAGUCGUAUGGUCCCCAAUAAUAGUAAUCCUGUAUGGGAUGAAAAAUUUUGGUUCCGUUUGUGUAGCUUAGAAUUACCUAUAGAGUUGAAAGUUUAUCAUCGUGAUGCAUUUAAAAAGGAUUCAUAUAUUGGUCGUACAUUAGUCAGUCUCUUGGAUAUUGAAAUGGAUAGAGAAUACGAAUUUGUUUCAAGACUAGAAAAUGAAGUGCAUAAAAUUCCUACUUCAGGUGAAAUUAAAUUCUACAUAACACUUAGCGAAAUUGAUGAAACCUGUUUGGAUAGUUCAGAGUGUAAAAAAUUGAAAAAGAAACUUAAAGAAGAAAAAGCCCGAGCAUUUUCUACAGAUAUCAAUUCACAAAGUCCUCGAGAAGCUUCAUCAACGCAACUAUUAAAUGACAAUUACUCCACUAUUGAGAGCAUUGCUGUACCUUCAGUGUAUUCAGGAUCAACAGCUAGUUUAAUGAGAACCUGGCAAGGUAAUCGAUCAAAUCAUGACUCAAUAGAACUGAACGAUCCAACCGAUGAUCUUCAAAGUGAAGAUGGUCAACAACAAUCACCACUACAAACACCAAAACAAUUAGAGAAAAAUAUUUUAAGCCGUCUUGAAGAUAAAUGGAUACAUGAGAAUCAAUCCCUACUGCUACAACCAAUAUGGCCAUAUUCAUUCUAUGAAGGUACAAAUUUAGAACUAUACACUAAUCGAUAUCAUGGUGGGGAAUUAGAAAGUAUUGAUAAAUUACAUUCGUUGAAUAACGAAAUACAAAUGGAAAGUUUAUUUCAACAAUCUCGAUUAAUUAUCACCUUGGUUGGAGCAAAAAAUCUCAAAUCACGUGGACGUCAAAGAAAUUGUUUUUCAAGUGAUUUAGACAAUAUUAAACUGUCCCGGUUGAAAUCUUUACGUGGUCAUAAUUCAGAGUCUAGUGCAUCUGGAUAUCAUGAUGAUGAAAAGAGCAAUCUACCAUGCCCGAUAGCAAGUUUAACUGUUGGCAUGAAAACACAACAAAGUAAGGCUGUUAUGCAUACAAAAAAUCCUUUAUGGAAUGAAAGAUUUGAAUUUCGUGUGCGUCCUGGUAUGAAAACUGUCCUCCAAUGUGAAGUAUUUGAUGAUUCACAUCAAAAUGGAAAUCUACUUGGUCGAUUUUAUUUAGAAUUUUCAAAACUUGUCCUAGACUGGACAACAUGUUUCACACUGAAAAAUCAAGAAUCACGUUGUCAUGGUGAAUUGCAUAUUUUAGCUACAAUGACUGGUUUAUUACCAAUCGUAGAUUCAUUAAGUCUUCCAUUAUCAUCGAAUACCAUAAGUAGAUCUGGUUCAACAGAUCAAUUAAAACGUGAAACAGAAUCAAUAUAUGGUGAUCUUUCUAAAGAAGGUGUAUCAAAGCUUACACUGGAUCAAAUUCAUGAUUAUUAUAAAGUUAGAAAUACAUUGAAAAAUAGUAACGAUAUCGGUUGGUUACGUGUUGUUGUACAUAGAGCAACUAAUCUACCAGCAAAAGAUCGUAGUGGUAAAUCAAAUGCAUUUUGUGAAAUACGUCUGGUUAAUCGUGUUGUACGAACAUUUACAGCGCCAAAGAAUGCUUAUCCUAUAUGGAAUCAAGCAUUUGUAUUUCCCAUUUCAGAUAUGUAUUCUAUCCUUGAGGUAUACAUAUAUGAAGAAGGCAAAGAGACAUCAGAAAUAACCGGUCGUGUUUCAUUCCCUCUUAUACAACUUGUAAAUCGUCGACAAAAAUGGUAUGCAUUGAAAGACAAAUCGCUGACAACGUUGGCUAAAGGUUCCAUCCUUUUGGAGACUAUUAUUAUAUAUAACCCACUUAAAGCCUCCCUUCGAGCACUUUAUCCCAAAGAGAAACGAUAUUAUGUCGAAGAUUCUAAAGUAAAACUUCGAGAUUUAACAAAGAAACAUUUACCCCUUAUCCAACGUAAUAUUGAUCGUUUAACACCAUUUAUAGAUGAUUUUAAACGUGGUCAUCAAAUAUUUAAAAGAUUAUACUCCUGGGAAAGACCAUUUCUCUCAUUUAUUGCAUUGGUUCUAUUUGAAAUAAUUGUAUUAUAUGUUCAACCGUAUAUGGUGGGUUUAUCAAUUGCUUUUAUUAUGAUUAUAAUGCGUAUACCAAUUGGACUGACUACUCCAUUAUCGAUUACAUCACCGACAACAAAAUCAUUCACUCGUACGAGUAGAUCAAAAGAUUCAGAAAGUGAAGAAAAUGAUGACGAUCAGGAUAUAAUACAUCCAGAGAAUUAUGCUUAUUAUUCUGAUAUGGACAAUGAAGAUGAAGCUAUUUUAAGGAAAAAGAAGGACAAGAAAACCAGCUUCACAACAAAGCUGAAUAAAAUUCGUUCAAUCUUAGGUACAUUACAGGAUGCUGCAGAACAAAUUACAUCAUUUCUGGAAAGACUUGACUACUUAUGUCGAUGGAGGUAUCCAUGGCUAACCUGUCUGGCUGUAAUCAUUGUUCUCCUAGUCUCACUACUUCUCUAUCUUAUACCUUUAAGGUAUUUGAUUGUAGCAUAUACCAUUCGUAAAUUUACACGUGCUAUAAGAAAUCAACAUCGGCCGUCUACUACAAUAUUCCUUGGCAUUUUAAAUCGUGUUCCAAGUCGAAUGGAAAAAAUAUAUUACAGAGAACUACGGCCUAUAACUACUCCACCGACAAAUUUAAAGACACCUGGAGCUUUAUCAAGUGUCAAAGCAUCUGGACUACAAGUUUACUCUCGAAUGACUGGUUAUCACAGUAACGCUGAGUAGAUUGUCUCUACAUGCCCACGAUACUAGAAAUAACGGUGUACUAUGACUAUUACAUAUAUACAUGGUUUCUUUUCCUCCGACCCUUUAUUACCCCACCCCCCCCUCCUACUCAUUAUUCUUCCUCAUGAUUCCAUUUCCAGCCUUAUCCCUAUGGUGUUAUUGAUUUUUUUUUUACCGUACACUCUAUACAUCAAUAAAUUCAAGGUGCAUAUUGUUUGGUUUAUUUUUGAUGGAGGCUGACUGACAUACCUUCCUAAUCUGAUUGGUGGACAUCGUAUCAUGCUGAAAAGAGCCUCCAAUGUCCUUCAUCUUAUCAUCAUCAUCAUCAUAAUAAUAAUAAUAAUAAUUCUCAUCUGUCGUCUCUCGUAAUAAUAACUCCCCACUAAAUUAUCAUUCUUGUAAUCAUGAUUAUUGCCGGCAUUAAAAUUUCUUUUAUUCAUCUAAAAUGUUGAACAGCAUCCAAUUGUGAUGAUAUCACCUGGUCUUUCUUUAUCGGGGAGGAGUAAAAAUCAAUAUGAAAAACGAAUGUAAUCACUGAAGAUAUGAUUUUUAUUUUUUUUUUCUUUAAAAUGUAUACAUACACACAAACUGUACACCUUUUCAUUCAAUAUUCAAUGGAUACUUCUUAUUUGAUUCUAUUGUUAACUUCUUUGAUAUUUUUUUUUGUUUAUAUAAAUGAAGUGAACAAAGUACAAAUAUUGAACCAUUAAAUUUCUACUGGCGGGAAAGAUUAUUUUGAAUUAUUUUUUUAAAAUAUGAAAGUGGAGUAGUUGUUGUUUUUUUUAAUUUUUAAUUUUUAUUUUUUAAAUAAAUUGAUAAUUUUCCUUUAAU